Rhinopithecus roxellana (golden snub-nosed monkey) is the source of this 2722-nucleotide messenger RNA. It is a transcript of the gene GINS4, whose product is annotated as GINS complex subunit 4. Bases 205 to 783 code for a protein of 192 amino acids. The record is from RefSeq and is a predicted model, not a curated record. Gene Ontology annotation, biological process: double-strand break repair via break-induced replication; DNA-templated DNA replication. The transcript has 8 exons. NCBI's taxonomy places the organism in Eukaryota, Metazoa, Chordata, Mammalia, Primates, Cercopithecidae. Gene Ontology annotation, cellular component: GINS complex.
AGGCGGAAAGUUUCCGAGAGUAGCGCGGGAGCUGAGAAGUUGGAGGCUCGGGUUCAUCCGGGGAAGGCCUUGAGCAGUUUGUUCCGCUGUCUUCCUGCUUCCAGGUUCCCCGACUGCGUCCCCACGAACUCCCCGUCCUUACCACCUGCUGCUGUGGAGUGCCUCGCUGUCUCCCAGGUCCCCGAGUUCCUGGUUUCAGAGAAGAUGACCGAAGAACUGGAUUUCCUGGGACAGGACUCUGAUGGGGGUAGUGAGGAAGUGGUCCUAACUCCUGCAGAGCUCAUUGAAAGGUUGGAGCAGGCCUGGAUGAAUGAAAAGUUUGCCCCUGAGCUGCUGGAGAGCAAGCCUGAGAUUGUAGAAUGUGUCAUGGAACAGCUGGAGCACAUGGAAGAAAAUCUCAGGAGAGCCAAAAGGGAGGACCUGAAGGUCAGCAUCCACCAAAUGGAGAUGGAGAGGAUCCGCUACGUCCUCAGCAGCUACUUGCGGUGUCGCCUCAUGAAGAUAGAGAAGUUUUUCCCUCAUGUCCUUGAGAAGGAGAAAACCCGGCCCGAGGGGGAGCCUUCCAGCCUCUCCCCGGAAGAGUUGGCCUUUGCCAGAGAGUUCAUGGUGAACACAGAGACCUAUCUGAAAAAUGUCGCCUUGAAGCACAUGCCCCCUAACUUACAGAAGGUGGACCUCUUUCGGGCAGUUCCCAAACCAGAUCUAGAUUCUUACGUGUUUCUGAGAGUGAGAGAACGACAAGAAAACAUACUGGUAGAACCAGACACAGAUGAGCAGAGCUGAGAGGAUUUCCAGUUUCAACAUUGUUCCUGUUGUCCCUCCUGUCCUGAUCACAGACCCCCAUCACUGACCACCCCAGAGUGAUCCCAAAUGCUGCCUCCGGUGACGUGCUGGUGAGGCAAAGUGUCUGAGUCACACUCUUCUUCUUCCUCUUCUCUCUCUUCUCCUUCUCCUUCUCCUUCUUCUUCUUCGACGGGAUCUCACUAUCUUGCCCAGGCUGGUCUCCUAACUCCUGGGCUCAAGCGAGCCUCCUGAGUAGCUGGGACCUACUGAGUCACACUUGCAGCCACAUCCUUUUCCCUUCUCCAACUCACUGGUUAAUCAUGAAAGGCUCUUCUGAUUGGCCGCCUCCUGGAACUAGUGCCUCACUGCCGCGGGUUGGGAGCAAAUAAAUAAUUCCCGCUGGAAAGCUGUUUCUCAGACAGGAGCAGGGAUACCCCUGCCACGCCUGCCGCCUGGAGCUGAGUAGGGUAAGCACGGUGCCACGUGGUUCUUGCACUUCUCUCCUUGCCAGUGCCUCUUCUUCUCCAGUUUCAGGGGACACCAUGGGGUGUGCGAGCCAGGGGGAGCGCAGCGAAGGGCGGGUUGGGCUGCAGGUGGGAAUGUGCGGCCCUUCUGCGCCCUCAUCAGAGCUUCCUUCCCUUUUGCCAAGUUCCCCGUGCCACCUUCAGAGCGCCUCCCUAUGCACCUCUGCCUCUGCCGCAGCGCACCUCUCCCGCAGCCCCAGCGGCCUUCUCGAGGGACGCCACAGCCUCUGCUGUCCCGCCCCUGCCUGGGGCGACCCAAGAAGCAAGUUGUGUUUGCAGACGUAAAGGGGCUGUCAUUGGUAUCGGUGCACUGGUUUGAAGCCAAUGCGGGCAGAGCCUGAAGAGGGCGGGUGUCCCGCGUGCAGCCUCCCCCGCCUGGCCUCCUCCUGCUGCAGAGCCGCCCCCCACGCCCCUGGCUGCUGCGCCCCGGGACGGACUAGGGGAUAUUCAGGGGUGCCCGCACUCUCGGGGGCGAGCAGCCGUGCGCCCUGUAGGGGAUUCCUGCGGGGCACCGCGCGCGCAGGUGGGGGCCAGCAGGCGAUGCAGAUUCGCACCCCCUGGAUGCCUGGGGCUCCUUGCAACAAGAGCCCUGUGUUGGAACGCCGGGUCCCCGCGGAGGUGAGAGGGUCAGCUUCACCUUCCAGGUGGUGUUGCCUCCGAGUCUCAUGGCCCCACGGGCCAUCGUCCAGUUCUGCUUCUCUUUAGAGCGUGCUCAGCAGCCUUUCGGGGACAGUAAUCAAAGGCAAAACUACAGUUGGGUGCUGGGUUCGCGGUCCUGCUCAUCAGAAUGAAGCCAGGCUCUGUGAGGGCGCACAGACAGACAGGUUGAGCCCUCUGCUCCUGCCUUUUCCACCUGGGCAAAGCGUGAUUUCUCGUCCAGGACGUGCGUGUUUCCUAUGUCGGGGAACUUUGCUCAGUCUGUUUUCUUGCUCCUGAAUUCAUAAUGGGGAAACAGGACUGAUUCAACUCCUAGUACCUGCAGAAGGCCUCGAAUGCCUCGCAUUCUUCUCUCACUUCCUGACUACAAGGGAUGAGGUUUUCUUUAGGAAGAUUCUGGAAAUGGAGUGGGGAAACGGAAGAAAUGUAAAUAAAGCACUUAUAAGUAAUUAUUGAAAGGGCUUAGCAGAGAGUGUCUAAGGACCGCGGGUGGUGUGUGUGUGUGCGCGCGGUGCGUGUGUGUGUGUGUGUAUGUGUGUGUAUUGCAGAGGUUGGGGAGGGGUUCUUUACGUUAAAGAUGGGAGAGAUGCAGCACAGAACUUUGCCCUUCUACUUUCCUCUCCAUCUGGAAAGGACUAGUUUCCUGGUAACUUGAAAUAGUUCAGCUUAUUCAACUUUUGCCAAAAGGAAUGUUCAUUAAAGCAUCUUCAAUAGUUGAUAUAAUGAACACUUUUUCUCCCUCUUCAUCAUAGAAGAGU